GAGGAGGAAGAGAAGCAAGGACGGAGAAGGUUAGUGAAAUAUAUCGGUCAAGUGCACCCACCACGCGCGCGCCGUACAAUGUUGUGUUUGUUGUGCCCAUCGGACCACGUCCACGUGCGCCUUCGUUGUGUAUUCAUGUUGUGUAAUUACAGAUGAGCUGCGUGGGUGUGUGAUUUGCAUCGUAAUCAAUCUCUCAAGCUCCCAUCCUCCCCCCACUCAAAGCGUGCGCUGCAUGCUGAUUGUUAUUAGAUGCCUGGGAAAUGGUUGAAAUGGCAAGCAUCUUCUGCGCAUAGAAGCGGUUCGUUACACCUGUUGCGCGCUUGCGUUAAAUGGAUCACUUUCACGAUCGAUUGCGCACAAUGGUUAUAGGGAAGCACUGGCCAGAGCUCUAUCAAAUCGUGGUCCACAAUUCACACGAACAUUGACCUUUUGUUUUGAGGGUAUGUAUGUGUGUGUGGCUAACCCAACCUUGCGCCACGUGUGCCACUCAAUGCGGGAGCUUCCUCCUCAAGGGCUCUCCUGAUCUUAGCCUCUUCUCACCCUGUUAAAGGCCUGUAAUCAACAAGCGAAUGUUCCAAUUCCAUUCCCACACCACUAAUGAGCCAUUUGCCUUGAGGUCAGUUGAGCGGGGGUCGCACCAGUAACUCACACCUUACACCCGAUACACACACUCACCGCUCAUUAUGGAAGCAAACAUCGCUGCAUAUCAUUAUCAUCAUGGUGUUGUACAACGUCGCUUUGAUUAGGCCACUGAGAAGAGUGUGUAUGUGUUUGGCUUUAGCUGGUCAGAUCAGCAACAACAGUCCUCAGAAGGUUAUCGGACGUGCAACGGAACGGUCACUCGACUCCUCAAACAUGUUUCCAACUUGGAGCACUUUUUGUGUGGCGUUUUUCGGUGUUUUUUGCGUGGCAUGCUUUGCCCAACGUGCUGCCGUUCCCGGAUCUCCACGCGGAACACCAUACAGGAUUGAUUUAGCACAAUACAAUCAGGCACUGUUGCCAAGAGUGCGCACCCUGCUCGGGGCGACUGAGCUAGCGGAGGAGCAGUAUGUGCCGUACUUCGAGCUGCUGCCCGAGUAUCGCGACCGGCUCAGUGGAAACUUCCUGCUCGAUGGAUUUGCACGCGCUCGGGAUGCUGCCCGGUGCCUUACCUGCAUGUCCAGCUCGUACCUGUUCCUGAGCUACUACAACGAAACGAUCGUAGAUGGGCGGGGGGACACGGAGCGGGUGUGGACGUUCGCGAAGCGUAUCUGUCGACUGCUCGGCUUCAAGCAGUACCUGUGCGAGGGUGUGGUCAACAUGAACGGGCAAGUGAUUGAGUAUGUGUUGCGGAACCGCAGACCAUUCCCGGAGCCGGAAGACAUUUGCCAGAUAUUCCUGCAGGAGCAGGACUGUGUGCGUGAUGGGAGAAGCAUUACGGAGGCGGCUCUGUAUCGCUCCGUUGACAUAACACCACCGGCGGAGGAGCAGGAGGAACAGGUUCGUUCGCGAAUGUAUACCCCACCGGAUGCGGGUGGCUCUUGUUCGGCGAAUCCUGCACCAAAGAAGUCACCGCUAACGAUCGUACACCUCACGGACAUCCACUACGAUCCGGAGUAUGUGGUCGGUGUGAAUGCGGACUGUAAGGCGGAGGCGUGCUGCCGAACGUUGCCCGAUCUGGCGCCCGCAACGCCGGAAACGGCAGCCGGCUACUGGAGCGACUAUCGGGACUGUGACACACCGUGGCACGGUGUGGUCGACGUGAUGGAGCACAUACGCCGCCAGCAUCCGAAGAUAGAUGCGAUCUACUUCACCGGGGACAUUGUGCAUCACUUCACCUGGAACACGUCGAUCGAAACGAACGAGGGCGCGAUGCGGCAGGUGUUUGAUUUGAUGAAGCGCGUCUUCCCGGGUGUCCCGCUGUAUCCGGUGUUGGGCAAUCACGAAUCACACCCGGCUAAUUUAUACGCUCCACAUGACGUAGAGGCAUCGUUUCGGAUGGAUUAUUUGUACGACUUUAUCGCGGACCAGUGGGCCGAUUGGCUGCCAAUCAAAGACAUCCGUCCAACGCUAACGGAAGGUGGCUACUACACCGUGCGAACGCCUUACGGCGUGCGCAUCAUCGGGCUCAACAACAAUCCCUGCUUCGUGCACAACUUCUGGCUGUUCUACAGUCUCGACUACUUUAUGCCACAGCUCCAGUGGCUGCACGACACACUCCUGCAGGCCGAGCGGGACAAUGAACGAGUUCACAUCCUAGCGCAUGUGCCUUCGUACGAUGAUUCCUGCUUUAUCGGGUGGACGCGCGAGUACCGGAAGAUUGUGGAACGGUUUGCGCACAUCAUUGCGGGCCAGUUUAACGGACACUCGCACGUGGAUGAGUUCAAUCUGUACUACAGUCGGGACGAUCCAUCGCGUGCAGUGAGUGUGGCAUGGAACGGUGGCUCUACGACCACGUUCACGAAGCUCAAUCCCAACUACAAGGUGUUCCAGUUCGAUCCGGUUACGUUUGAACCGCUGGAACAAGAAACCUGGAUGUACAACCUUACGGAUGCGAACUUAACGCCCGAUCAGCGUCCUUCCUGGUAUCGUUUGUACAGCUUCAAGAGCUACUAUCAACUGCCGGAUCUCAGCGUGGACUCCCUGCAACGGCUUGUCCAACGGUUUGCUCAAUCGGAACAGCAGCUCCAUCGGUACUGGCAAGCGAAGCAAAAGUAUUCCGAUCCACUACUUCAAGAAGGCUGCACCAGUACCUGUCUGCGCAAUGCACUAUGCGCCAUCGUACGUACCGAACAUGACGAUGAAAGAGCCUGUGAGCUACUAUACGAACGUGCGGCUCAAUCAAACGCUACCACCAGCCAAUCUGGCUAAUAAUUCUCGAAGAUUGUACCUAUUUAAACGAACAAUGUGAACAAUGUGCCCACUACUUACCGCAA
Messenger RNA from Anopheles coluzzii, 2915 nucleotides. Its product is annotated as sphingomyelin phosphodiesterase 1-like. Gene Ontology annotation, biological process: sphingomyelin catabolic process; ceramide biosynthetic process. Gene Ontology annotation, molecular function: acid sphingomyelin phosphodiesterase activity. The coding region runs from base 718 to 2850 and encodes 710 amino acids. Gene Ontology annotation, cellular component: lysosome. The transcript is spliced from 4 exons. The record is from RefSeq and is a predicted model, not a curated record. Lineage: Eukaryota; Metazoa; Arthropoda; Insecta; Diptera; Culicidae.